Messenger RNA from Peromyscus eremicus (cactus mouse), 1370 nucleotides. It is a transcript of the gene Nek7, whose product is annotated as NIMA related kinase 7. Gene Ontology annotation, molecular function: protein kinase activity; ATP binding. Gene Ontology annotation, biological process: protein phosphorylation. Bases 338 to 1246 code for a protein of 302 amino acids. Lineage: Eukaryota; Metazoa; Chordata; Mammalia; Rodentia; Cricetidae. The record is from RefSeq and is a predicted model, not a curated record. The transcript is spliced from 10 exons.
UGGCAUUCGUAAACAUAUGAGCCACUUAGGUUAGUGUCCUGCCGUGAAGGAUAAGGGCGCCAGGGUAAAAGUGUUUACUAGACUAGAACAGAUGCCGAAAAGAUUUGAUAGAGAAAAUAAUCUGUAAGAAGAGACAGAGAUGCAGGGGGCAAAUACUCAGAAAGAGAAGCUCGGAGAGGGGAUGAGGGGGCUGUCUCUACAGUUAGGUUUAGACAGCCUUUGCGUCUGGGGAACCCCAGACCCAUUCCUGUGAUGCAGAAUGAGUAUGUGAGUGUGGACUAUUUCCUGCUUCCUCUUUAGCAAACUAAGGAUUCUAAAGUCCCUGUUGAGUCAGACAAUGGAUGAACAACCACAAGGAAUGCAAGGGCCACCUGUUCCUCAGUUCCAGCCACAGAAGGCAUUACGACCGGAUAUGGGCUACAAUACCUUAGCCAACUUCCGAAUAGAAAAGAAAAUCGGUCGUGGACAAUUUAGCGAAGUUUAUAGAGCAUCCUGUCUCUUGGAUGGAGUCCCAGUAGCUUUAAAAAAAGUGCAGAUAUUUGAUUUAAUGGAUGCCAAAGCACGUGCUGAUUGUAUCAAAGAAAUAGAUCUCCUUAAGCAACUCAAUCACCCAAAUGUAAUUAAAUAUUAUGCAUCAUUCAUCGAGGAUAAUGAGCUGAACAUAGUUUUGGAAUUAGCAGAUGCUGGUGACCUCUCCAGAAUGAUAAAGCAUUUUAAGAAGCAAAAGAGGCUAAUUCCUGAAAGAACUGUUUGGAAAUACUUCGUUCAGCUCUGCAGUGCACUGGAGCACAUGCAUUCUCGAAGAGUCAUGCAUAGAGAUAUAAAGCCAGCCAAUGUGUUCAUUACAGCCACUGGGGUGGUAAAACUUGGAGAUCUUGGACUUGGUCGGUUUUUCAGCUCGAAAACCACAGCUGCGCAUUCUUUAGUGGGUACACCUUACUACAUGUCUCCAGAGAGAAUACAUGAAAAUGGAUACAACUUCAAGUCUGACAUCUGGUCUCUUGGCUGUCUGCUAUAUGAGAUGGCUGCAUUGCAGAGUCCUUUCUACGGUGACAAAAUGAAUUUAUAUUCUCUGUGUAAGAAGAUAGAGCAGUGUGACUACCCGCCUCUCCCGUCCGAUCACUACUCGGAGGAGCUUCGACAAUUAGUAAAUAUAUGCAUCAACCCAGAUCCAGAGAAGCGACCAGACAUCACCUACGUUUAUGACGUAGCAAAGAGGAUGCAUGCAUGUACCGCGAGCAGCUAAGCAGCAGAAUCAUGAAGAAGGCAACCAAAAUAACUUAAAAGUAUUUUUGUGCAAAUCAUACCUCCCUGUUCUUGUCUGGGUGUUAAGAUUAAUAUGUCAAAGUUAAUGUGCUUUGAAUCCUUAA